AUGGAGGGAGAGAGGGAGGACCGGGGAGAAAGUACGGAGAGUGGGACGACUUCUACCCAGGUUGACACAACGACCCAGGACUGCGGUGAGGACCGCGCCCAAAACGUCCAGGAGACAACCGGAGACAACAGGGUCGACAGUGAAGCCUGGGAUGGAGUCGUUGACCCCGUGCAGGAGGUUGGGGAGGAUCUAUGUAUCGAUGUCACAGACACCCCGCCACAGGAGAGUCUGACACCCACAAAGACACAGGACAAUGCUGACGGCCUCCCAUCGUCCCCCCUGCCAGCCGACGAGGAGGUGACCCCCCCUUCAGUGUCAUCUCAUCCCUCCGACCAACAGAAUCGUUCCUCCGAGCCCUGCUGGUAUUGCAUGAGGUCUCUCGACUCAGAGUAUCGUCCUGAAACUCCGGAGCAGGAAGACUCGGUUCCUUCGUCACCACUGCUCUCUAGUGGCCAGAAAGUGAGCUACCAGACCGACCCCCGCCCUCACUUCGGUGUGGCCUGGUCAUCCCACUCCACCUGUCGCCCUCUGUGGGGCAGCGAGGGGCCCUGCUGGGGGCAGCGGCACCAGGACGCGCCCAACCAGAUGCACACGUGUCCUCACUGUCAUCUGGGCUUGCCCCCGGAUACCCUGCGGUGGCAUGAGGCUAAGUGUGUGCUGUUUGACGGGCAGAGGAACUCAAACGCAUAAACUGAGUCAUCGUCAGAGAGAAACGCUGCCUGCACUUAAUACAAAAUAACAGGCCUGUCAACUCUCUGUGUUAAUGCACCCAGGACUUUGCACCAAAAUGUUCAAUAUCUGUUUCUGCUGGUGAAAAAGUCUGUUUAC
Molecule: messenger RNA, 828 nt
Organism: Platichthys flesus (European flounder)
Lineage: Eukaryota; Metazoa; Chordata; Actinopteri; Pleuronectiformes; Pleuronectidae
Exons: 6
Coding region: 1-690 (229 amino acids)
Source: RefSeq, a predicted model, not a curated record